Molecule: messenger RNA, 3315 nt
Organism: Acanthoscelides obtectus
Lineage: Eukaryota; Metazoa; Arthropoda; Insecta; Coleoptera; Chrysomelidae
Source: the annotation of a GenBank genome assembly
AGACUACCUACGGGCCGCAUGUCCCCAAUUCAACAAAAAAACAAAUCUUCAUUAUUUUUCUUUAAUUUCCUUCGUACCAGAAAAAUGAAAACUCAUCCAAACAAAUGCAGAAAAAAUGCUGCUUUAUGGACGUUUAAGACAUAUGCACAUCUGAUACAAUACGGCCCUGUUCAACAUGUAGACCUUUUGUUUCUGCAAUUUCUUACCUUAAGUUCCGUGUAAUCUGCUACGUGACGCGACAUUUAUUCGUGUUCUGUGUUUUGGCGUUGCGUCGUUUUGUACGCUGUUGCGGUCAUUGAAAACUAGAAAAGCUGCAAUUUGAAUUUUGGAACGUUUCCAAUCGGAUUUCCAAUAAGCUAGGUGUUUUACAUUUGUCUCGUUUUUCUAUUUGUGAUUCUAAAUAUUACCCGUCGCUUUUAACCUAUUUAUUUAUCAAUAUGGCCGAUGAUUCUUCAGUGAAACCGGGAUUAUUUACUAGCAUAUUCUUCGAAAUUAUAACUAGUCCCUUAAAUCUCGCUCUCGUGCUUCUUAUAGUAUUUUUAGUGUAUAAAAUUAUUAAAAGUCGCCAAAGUGAUGAGCCAGUUAGAGAACAAAUACCAGAGUUACCAAAAAUGAAGAAGAGAGACUUCACAGUGGAGGAGUUGAGAAAGUAUGAUGGUAAUCAAGAAGACGGUAGGAUCCUGGUAGCUGUUAAUGGAAAUAUAUAUGAUGUUACCAGGGGCAAAAGAUUCUAUGGACCAGGAGGCCCUUAUGCAGCGUUUGGUGGAAAAGAUGCUUCAAGGGGGCUAGCAACAUUUUCAGUGUCAGCCGCUGGGGAGGGCUAUGAUGAUUUGAGUGAUCUAAGCACAGUUGAAAUGGAUUCAGUCAGGGAGUGGGAGUCACAGUUCAAAGAAAAAUACGAAUUCGUUGGAAGGCUGUUGAAACCAGGUGAAGAACCAACAAACUAUUCAGAUGAAGAAGAUGAGCCCUCAGGCACAGGGGAGUCGAAGUCCAAAGAUGACUAACAAUUUUUACAUUAAAACUUAAAAGGCUGAAUAAGGUUAAAAUGUUCUGUAAAGUUUAUAUAUACACACAUAAAUACUUAAUUUUAUUAUAUAAUUGUUGGCUAAAUAUUUUUAAUAUAUAUAUUGAAUAAAUAAGAUCACAGAAACGAUUGGUUUUGUAUAAAAUCGGAACAUUUGCUUUCUUUUGAAGCUUUUUUCAUGUCAAUUAUGUCUUUCUAAACUGUUUAGUGUUUGUUAAGGUUAUGUAAGUAUUGUGCAUGAGAUUUAAUGGUGUAGGUGUUUUGGAUCUUAAUGUUUCUGUUACAUACUUUUAACGACCUUCAGUCUGGGAACCAGUAAUACGAAUACACCUGGCGAAAAGAGAUGAGAUAUAACAAAAUCUUGUGAAACUAAUCUAUGAGGUUAUACAAUUCAGAAAUAUCACUAGUGUUCCACUUUGAGUAUAAUUUAUAGCGCCCAAUACGUAGAUUAUACAGGUGAAAAUAGUUUGGAAGCAUAAGCACAGGCAGAUCAAUCUACGUCGGAUGGCUGUCGUGAAUCACUCCAAACGAUUUGAUAUCGCGCUACUUCCUUGCUUAGGUGGCAUAUCUUCAUGGCGUCCAGGCACAGUCGUUGUUCAAACGUUGUGUCCUAUCCAUAACGCCCACCUUAAUAUGGCGACUUCAAGCCGCGUAUUUAGCGCCCGUAUGACAUUUCACUAAAAGACAUUUCAUCGUGGACAAAACCUUAGGGGCAAAUAAUGAAAGCUCGACAAUUGAGAAAGACAUGCCGAUCUCUGCCGCUCUUGCGCUCAUCCGGCUUCGAUGGAUGGCCGAGUUCCGCCAAAGAGCCGUUCACUUCGGCUGGUCGGAGUUCAAAUCAUCGAGGACUUGCCUGGCAUGAACACUUCUCGUCAAUAGCGGCAGCUGGUGGAAAAAAGCUAGGCUAUUUUUUAGGUCUAAGACGUACUUUUCUCCGCACGACCUUCUCACUCUAUACAAGGCCCAGAUAAGGCCUAGCCUCCAGUAUUGCUCACACGUUUGGGGUGCUGCUGCAUCGACAACAUUAUUUAUGCUCGAUGAUGUCCAGAGGAGGGCUGUCCGACUGAUCGACGACUCUUCUCUAACAGACAGUCUCGAAACCCUUUCACACCGGAGGUCUGUCGGCUAUCUAGCUCUCUUCUACCGCUACACCAACGGGCUAUGCUCCUCAGCGCUCUCUUCCAUGAUGCCGCCGCACGAUGUGCCUGCCAGACAGACCCGCCUGUCUUUAGCCGCCCAUCCUAACCGAUGCGAACUUCCAGAACUGGCCGAUGCGACCGCUCCUUUGUCCCGGGGGUGUCGAGAUUGUGGAACGAUCUACAAAAGGAAGCUUUUCCCAGUUCUACUAACCUCAGGCAGUUCAAAAAUCGGAUUAACAAAAUUUCUUUGGGAUCUUCAUAGCAACCGCGGUGUCCCGGCAUUUAGGCUUCUUCUUCGAUAAAUCACAGAAUCAGCAAAACAUUACGAUGAGGUCUAAUUAGUUACUGUUUCUAUGAUCUUCAUUUGUUUAAUCUAUCCCAAUAUCUUGUAGAGUUUUUUAAACCAUUUGCGAACGAUAUCAUCUUUAAGGUGUACUGUUGCACCACCAUGCCCUCAUAUGUGUUUCAUUAUUUCCGCAGAAUACACAUAGUGUCAUCAUCACAAGCUUUUAUAAUUCAAUAAAUAGGUCAAAACGCUUAUUUUCACCUAUUGAUGCUUACGUAAGUUUACAAAACUAGUUUGAUUACAAACUCCUAUAAUUGAUCCAUACUAAAAUGUAUUGCCGUAUCAAAUAUCACUGCAUCUAAUGGUGAAUCUGUAGCUCAAACUCAUAGAGAGAGUAUCAAUCUGUUUGAUAGUAUACUGAAUUGGUAAAAAAAUGUUAUACUACUGUGUUAAAAUGAAAUCAAUUUAACAAUACAUUAAACGAUUUUUUGAUAGCAAAGGUAUCAACAGAACUACUAAGAUUGUUUUAAUUUUGAUGUGUGAAUUUAUCUUCUAAUUUGUAAUUGAAAUAUUUCACUAUAUCUACUCUGUGAUAUAUUUUGCCAUAAAUAUUGGCGAAAUAUUAUCAAACGGUAUACUUUUUGUGGCUGGUUUUCCAAAUUCCUAAUGUAAGUAUGCAUGCCUUAAUAUUGAAUAUAUUUUUUAUUUGAAUAUUUCACAAUAAUUUAUGAAGCAAUUGAUUUUAUCAUUUUUUAAAUAAAGUGUACAUAUUGUAAGAUGUGUGCUGAUUUGAACUGUAUUGUGACCAAUGAUAAUACAGCAAUAAGCAAAAAAAUGAAUAAAGUUAUUUCCUAGCUGAGUGGACA